AGUAUGGGACUUGUAAUUAUGCCUCUCUCUGUUUACAUGUCCUUUAACUGGGGGGGAGGGUUACGGGGGGAGGUCUCGCUGCCUUAAAACCUGUGAAUCACAGGACCCCCGGCUGUUUCUCUCCUUCCAGUUCGAGUCACGGGCCGCAGCUCCAGAACGUGGACCAGGCUGAGCAGAAGAUCUCGUCGACUCACAAUUCAAAGAGGACCCAGCCGAGUUUAGGGACCACAGUUACUAGAAAGAGGGGCUGGUAGACUGUAAGCUACUGUGCAGUUUGCGGUUAGCUGCGUGGACAAAGCGUGGGGCUGUCUGGCUCUUCCUCAGGGUGUCUGAUUGAGUGCCGGAAGCAGCGUGCAAGUCGAAGGCUGAUGCGUGCUGGGAAGAAUAUCGGAAGCCAGCUGGGAAGUCAAUGGAAACUUGGACUUUGUCCCUCCUGUUCCUGACUGUGCUCCUGGUCCAGAGAGGAACAUGUGGGCAGACGAGUAUUGAUCCCACAGUGCCCGGGGUGGAAGGUACGCAGAAGCGGCAGCCUGAUCCGGCAGGGCCGAAGGCGGCCCGCUGCGCCUACACUUUCGUCGUGACACAACAGCGGCUGACAGGCUCGUUGUGCAUUACCUCACGGGGGGGCCAGUCGGGUGUGGCCAACAGCUCGGAUGUAGCGGCGCUGCGCGGGGACCUGACCCACCAACAGCAGCAGCUGGAGGAAGUGCAGGCGCUGGUGGGGCGCGAGGGCGGCCUGGCUCAGGAGGUGCGGGCGCUGCGGGGUGAGAAUGCUGGACUGAAUGUGCGACUCGCCCAGCUGAAUGCAGAGCUGCUGCAGCAGGUUCUCCACAGCAAGGAACAGGCCCUGGCACAGCAGCGGCUGCAGGAGCUGCUGCUCAACACGACCACACAGGUGCAGCAGCUGACAGUCAGCUACAGAGAGCUGGAAGACAAUUACAAGACUCUCACCUCAACGAUGAACAGCCAAAAUGCACUGAUCAAUCGCCUGGAAAAGCAAGGUCAGAGGGGCAGCACUGACCUGCCUCAGCAGGGGCCCCGGACUGGGGGCCCAGAGAUAAAGAAGGUAGACAGUGACAUCCAGAAGGACCAGAGUGUCUCCAGGGACGACCCAGCUGCCAUCACACCCAGUCCUGCCCUAAAAGCCCCCCCCGCCAGCUUCCCCAUCACUGAGAGUCCAGGUCCGUGGAGGGACUGCCAGCACGCUCUCGAUUCAGGGCAACUCACCAGUGGCAUCUACCUGCUUCAGCCACGUCACAGCAGCAGGCUGCUGCAAGCCUGGUGUGAACAGAACCAAGGCUACGGUGGCUGGACCGUCAUCCAGAGGAGGCAGGAUGGAUCCGUCAACUUCUUCAGAACCUGGGAGCAGUACAAACAAGGCUUUGGCAAUUUGGACGGCGAGUACUGGCUGGGUCUGGAGCACCUCUACUGGCUGAGCGCACAGGCAGACCACCGCCUGCGGGUGGUGCUGGAGGACUGGCAGGGACGGCAGGUGUUUGCCGAGUACGACAGCUUCCGCCUGGAGCCCGAGAGCGACUCGUACCGCUUGCGGAUCGGCGAGUAUCGCGGCACCGCCGGCGACUCUCUGUCCUGGCACAACAACAAAGCCUUCACCACACUGGACCGUGACAGAGAUGGCUAUUCAGGAAAUUGUGCUCAUUACCAAAAGGGAGGCUGGUGGUACCACAUGUGUGCCCACUCUAACCUCAAUGGGGUGUGGUACCGGGGGGGCCACUAUCGUAGCCGCUACCAGGAUGGGGUCUACUGGGCCGAAUUCCACGGAGGCUCCUACUCCCUGAAGAAAGUCACCAUGAUGAUCAAGCCCAGCUGACCGGCUCGAUCCGACUGAGGCGUGGCUGUUUGUUGCCAUGGAGAUGAUUGGAGCGUUGCCAUGGAGAUGACACAGCUAAGCCAAGAAGGAGGCUAUUUAGCCAUGAAGUGUAUUACACCAUGGAGCUGGUCAUAGCUGGGUUUGGGAAGCUAGCGACAAUUACUAACCAAGCAAUAUGACCUCAUCAUAGGGCAGAUCUGAAAAAUGCUCACUAUGCAAUUUGGUUUGGCUGCCUAAGAGUAUACAUUAUAGCCUAUAUAUAAUUAGACAGCUAGUCAAGUAGUAGUAAUGAUUGCAGUUAGUCAUUCAUCACAAAUAGACCUGUAUUCUGUAGAAUGUGGAAAUAUAUGUACUAAUAAACCAUGUCCUCCUUCACAGUGGGGGCUCAUAAAGUUUUAAAUAACCGAAAUCAGUGUUGGGUCACAGAGGUGAAGGUCUACAGGAUCGAAGCAAAGAGCUAAGCAAGGACAUGGAUACAUGCCCUCCAUCAAGCCCAGGAUGAAUGAUUUUGCUGCAUUUAGAUUUCUUUAUAUUGUAAUGUAUAUAUAAAAUAAAAUCUAUGACUCUC
This is a messenger RNA of Brienomyrus brachyistius, 2399 nucleotides long. It is a transcript of the gene angptl6, whose product is annotated as angiopoietin-like 6. The record is from RefSeq and is a predicted model, not a curated record. The transcript has 7 exons. The coding region runs from base 410 to 1831 and encodes 473 amino acids. NCBI's taxonomy places the organism in Eukaryota, Metazoa, Chordata, Actinopteri, Osteoglossiformes, Mormyridae.